Molecule: messenger RNA, 591 nt
Organism: Adineta steineri
Lineage: Eukaryota; Metazoa; Rotifera; Eurotatoria; Adinetida; Adinetidae
Source: the annotation of a GenBank genome assembly
AUGGUCUUUCUCUCGGUAAGUUUGCAAACAUUUGAUGAUCUAUAUACUUAUUAUGAUUAUGUAGGCUAUAAUGUCGAUCCAGCGCAAACAUCGCUGGCCUUUUGCAAGAUCAAGUUCUAUCUUACAUAUAUUACGGCUAUUCUACCACCAAGUUUUAUGGUUUUAGCUUGUAUCGAUCGAUUGUUAUUGAGCUCACGAAGUGCGACAGCACGUUCAUGGAGUCAACCACGAUUUGCCUAUCGAUCGAUAGGUUGUGUAUCUCUAUUCUGGAUACUCUUUUCCAUUCAUAGUUUAUUUGGCUCCACCAUUUUUUCAAGAUUAGGCUAUACACAGUGUUACAUUCAGCCAGGUUCCUAUACACUCUUUGUAGCUUUAUAUUCAAUCAUCAUCAAUUAUUUUUUACCACCAACACUCAUGGCUAUCUUUGGUUUACUUACCAUUGCUAAUAUUCGACAAACACAAAGACGAAUUCAUCCAAUGACAAGAGCUGGGUAUUUGCAUCGAAAAGAUCGACAUCUUUUACGCAUGUUACUUUUUCAAGUACUGGUCAAUAUUAUAUGUGCGAUACCAGGAGGAGGUUAUCAGGUAUGA